Molecule: messenger RNA, 5151 nt
Organism: Menidia menidia (Atlantic silverside)
Lineage: Eukaryota; Metazoa; Chordata; Actinopteri; Atheriniformes; Atherinopsidae
Source: the annotation of a GenBank genome assembly
AUGUACCCUUUGGCUGUAGAAGGUGAGGGGUUGGACAGUUUCUGGAGGGUUCUGCUGGAAGGGAAGACCUAUGCUGCAGAUAUUCCAGCUGAGAGGUUUGACACCACUUUUUGGUAUGACGCUGACGCCAAGAAACCUGGAAAAACACAGACAACCAAGGCAUCUCUCAUAGAGGGGUUCAAUGAGUUUGAUCACAAGUUCUUCGGCAUUGCGGAAGUGGAGGCGGAUUCCAUGGACCCGCAGCAGAAACUCCUCUUGCAGUGCACAUACAGGAUGUUAGAAGAUGCAGGGAUAUCCAUGGAGAGCAUCAGUGGAAGCAGAACUGGGGUUUACAUAGGUCUUAUGAACAGGGACUAUGAAAUGCUCAGAAAUAACAGUCCUGGAACAAUAACCCACUACAACGGCACUGGGACGGCCAUGAGUGUAGCGGCCAACAGGAUUUCUUUCACCUUCAAUCUCACUGGACCCUCAUUUGCAAUUGACAGCGCUUGUUCCUCCUCUUUGGUGGCCCUGCACCUAUCCUGCCAGGCUAUAAAACAAGGAGACUGUGAGAUGGCGAUUUGUGGUGGAGUUAACUGUAUAAUAGAGCCAAGAAUGUUUGUUGCUCUUAGCAAAGCAAAGAUGAUCUCACCUGAGGGAACCAGUAAGCCUUUUUCUACCAGAGCAGACGGCUAUGGCAGAGGGGAAGGCUGCGGCCUGGUACUCCUAAAACCCCUCAGCAAGGCCAUAAAAGACUGUGAUAAAAUAUGGGGUAUCGUCAGCAAAACUGCAGUCAACCAAGAUGGACACUCAGUCACCCCCAUCACCAAACCCUCCAUGACACAACAAGAGGAUCUGCUGCACAGGAUCUACUCAGACUCUGACAUCGCCCAGGUUGAUUACAUCGAGGCUCAUGGGACUGGAACCACAGUUGGAGACCCAAUCGAAGCGGGAAGCAUCUCAAACGUCAUUGCUAAUGCCAGACCCCCUGGAUCUGAGACGCUUCGGAUUGGGUCUCUGAAGGGCAACAUCGGACACACAGAGUCUGCCGCUGGAGUGGCUGGACUCAUCAAGGUGCUACUAAUGAUGAGGCACAAGAUCAUUGUGCCUUCAGUUUUUCACUCUGCAGACAAUGCAAGUGUAGACUUAAAAGCCUUGAAAUUAAUUAUUCCAACCAAAGCUGACAGUUGGGAGUUAAAUGCAUCACCGGGAAGGGUAGCCGGGGUCAAUAGCUUUGGGUUUGGAGGCACAAAUGCACAUGCCAUUUUGAGGGAGUACAGUUACACUGUAGACCCCAUGAAAGCCUGGACACAGAUAUUCGUAUUUUCUGCUGCUUCUGAGAAAUCAAUGGUGAUGACCAUCACGGACACUCACCAAAGACUCAACAGCAGUCAGGAAGUCGACUUGCAGGCGCUCUCAUACACCUCGGCGUGCAGAAGGAGUCACUGCAAACACAAAUAUAGAAAGGCCUUAUCAGCACUCUCCCUCCCAGACUUAAAACACAAGCUCACAUCUGCACUGAAAACAAAAGCUCAGCCGGUAAGGUCGGACAUCCAAGUCGUCUUUGUGUUUUGCGGAAAUGGAGUUUCCUACAGGGGAAUGUGCAGACAGCUCAUAAAAGAGAUACCCGCCUUCAGGGACAAGAUUAGGGAGGUUGAGAACAUCUUUCAGAGUUAUAAGGACAUGAGUAUCAGUGGAUGGCUUGCCGGUGAUUACGAUGAGGGGGAUUUUAGCCAGCCAGGUGUUGUUCAACCCCUUCUCUUUGCAAUCCAGGUCGGCCUCGCCUCUCUGCUGAAUCGCUGGGGAGUCAAACCCGACAUCGUACUAGGUCACUCUGUUGGUGAAGUUGCAGCCGCUCACUGCUCAGGUUUGCUGUCGCUCAGGGAUGCCGUGAAAGUGCUGUUCCACCGCAGCGCUCUUCAGAGCAAGCUUCCAAAGGGGAAAAUGCUGGUCGUCAGCAAUUUGCCUGUGGAAAAAGUAUUGGCAGUGAUUUCUGACUUUUCUGGGAAGAUUUGUGUAGCUGCUUUCAACAGCCCUCAGUCGUGCACUCUGUCGGGAGAAGCAGAAGCUUUAGACGCCCUCCUCAUCAGGCUGAAGCUCAUGUUUCCAGAUAAAAACCUUUUCCUCCAUGUCUUAGAUGUUCCAGUUGCUUACCAUAGCCAUAUGAUGGAUCCAGUUCUUGAUGACAUUGAGAGAAACAUCGGCCCUCUAGAUAGCAAAAAUAUGGGGUGCAAGCUUUUUUCGACUGUGUCUGGAGAGAGGUAUUCAGAUGGCGAUUUCAGCUCCGGCACAUACUGGGCAAAAAACAUCCGAAAGCCUGUUUUAUUUGGACAAGCCCUUCGUGCGGCCACAAAAGACAAGCCGUCCAAUAGAAACUUACUCUUUGUUGAGAUUGCUCCCCGAAGAGCUCUGCACAGAUACAUACAAGAGACUCUUGGAAAUAACACAAUUGUUCUUUCUCCUGUCCACCCAGAGAAAGAUUGCAACGCAAUUUCAUCCACUUUGGCCGAACUGUUUGAACUUGGCGUCAACGUAGACUGGCAUCAGGUCUACAGUGGUUCUGAGACAUUCCCCACAUCUUUUCCAGUUUACCAGUUUGACAACACAAAGAAAGACGUAAACUUUGAAGCUUUGAGAGAAGGUAAUCAGUUAGCCACUUUUCACCCCCGUUCUCUUGUAUCCCACAUGAACGAUAAAGAGCUCAUGUGUAACCUUACAUUGGAGACUACCCCCUUUCUUUGGGAGCAUAAAAACAAUGACGUUGCCAUUGUGCCUGGUGCGUUCUAUGUUGAACUGGCAUUUGCCUCAGUGAUGGCAACCCUGCAGCCAAAGAAACCUGUUUCUCAGCUCCGUCUUAGAGUUUCAUUUAAGAGUUUGCUUACUCUCAACUCAAAUUGCCAGCAGCUGAAAAUCACACUUGAACACCAAGAGAAGGAGGGUUCGUUUAAGAUACAGUCCUCUGCUGCAACACACGCAUCCGGCACAUACAGGUGUUCAAGUCAAGAACCCCUUUUAGAAGAAGCAACCAUUUGUCUUGAAAUGAUAUUUCAGAGGUGUGCUUUGGUUAUGAGCAGACACGAAAUCUAUUCGGUUCUGUCUCAAGCUGGAUUUGAGUAUGGCCCGCUUUUCAGGCAGCUGAGUGAUGUCCAUUUUGGAAAAGAAUUCAGGGAGGCUGUAACGACUUUCCAAGUUCCCGAGGAACUUCUGAAAUAUCUGCAUGAGUAUUUCGUUCACCCUGUGCUGCUGGAUUAUUUCAUGCAAAUGACUGCUGUGACUGCAAUGGGACAGCUGGCAUCCAAACAGGGAUUUCCCUCACGUGUUGCAAGUAUAGUUUUAUCUGGACCUCUGCAGAAGGAAAUGGUCUUGUACCUGCGGGCAACUCAAGAGACUCCAGACUUCCUUGAAGUGUGUGGUUGCUUUGCCACAAUGGGGGGGGACGUGUUAGUAGAACUCACAGGGGUGAGGAUUUCAUUUCUUGACGGCUGCUCAAACGUUCCCCAAUCACUGUUCUUUCACAAUGAAACGGUUUUGGUUGCAGAUGACGGAGCCUUGCAAGGGCUUCCGUUAAAAGCAAUUGUUUUUGGGGACAACCUCGGCAUUUCUGAAGGGCUAAGACCCUACAUAAGCUCAGAGUCAGUCAUUGUGGAAUGUGGGGAGAAGUUAAAGGCCAAAGAAGUUGGACAGCUGGUGCUUCACUCGCUGUGCAGCAAACAGGAUCUGGAACAUGUUCUCUUCAUUUGCGGUGUAGAGGACGUCACUCACCUGUCCUCUGAGCGCAUUUUGGACAUCUUAGUGGCCUGUUGUGAGAAGUUUCGCUGUAUUGUUUUGGCUGCGAAAGAGAGCCGACGCCCCUGCACCGUCACCGUGGUGACUCACAGGUCAACAGAACUGACUGCCGACCGCAUCAGUCCUGGUUUUAUCCUCUCGGGGCUGACGAGGGCCUGCGCAGCAGAGAUUUCAGAUCUUUCUUUUCAACUGAUUGACGUUUCCUCUGUUAGCAGUGAGGAUAUAAAAAUGCUGGCUCGAGUCAUUGAAACCUGCGAACAACAAGAGGUUGUUUUAGAGCCUGGACGAGAUGGGAGCCGUACCGACAUGCCUGUGCUUGCAAGGCCCCGCAAACUCUUCAAACAGAGCUCUGUGUAUAUUGUGACAGGGGGUCUAUCCGGAUUGGGAUUUGAGACUGUUAAGUUCAUCGCCCACAAUGGAGGAGAUUGCAUUGCAACACUCUCGAGGAGCAUUCCGUCUGAUGAAAUGCGGUCAGAAAUGGACAGGCUCCAGAGCAGAUACGGCGUAGCCAUCAUGAACAUCCAAUGCGAUGUUUCUGUGUCGAUGCAGGUGGUUGAUGCCAUGUCCAAAAUUGGGGAAAGAUUCCCAUUUUAUCCAGUCAAAGGGGUUUUUCACAGUGCUGCUGUGCUGCAUGACGCGUUGAUCGAAUUCCUCGACCAGUCCCUCUUCCGGAGGGUGCUGCAGCCCAAAGUCAGCGGCGCUUUGAAUCUCCAUUAUGCCACACUCGACAAAAAACUUGAUUUCUUUGUGUGCUAUUCUUCUAUCUCAUCAUUCCUAGGUAAUGCCUCACAGUGCAAUUAUGCAGCAGCCAAUUCUUUCCUUGAUGCUUUCUGUCAUUACCGAAGAAAUCUUGGGCUCGCAGCACAGUCCAUCAACUGGGGCCCUCUGAACGUUGGUUUGUUGCUGAACAAAGACCACUUCCAGAAAUUCUUGGAGACCAAAGGGAUGAUGGUAAUGGGCGUGCAUGAAAUUCACGAGUCACUUGAAAGGUGCCUUUUAAUGAACAGGUCGCAACAAGUGAUAUGCAAAUUCAACUUCAGAAAUCUUAACACGCAUGUCCUCUCACAAAACACAUUUCUCAGGGAGCGCCUGUCAGCUUUGGUGGAAGCAGAGCUAAAAAAUGAAAUGCAUAUCAAACCCAGAGUGCAACAUCUGUCUUCCACACAGGAGACUGUGAGGAGGAUCGUUGGCGAUGUACUGAAUCUAAGUGCAGGUGAAGUGGAAGAUAACUCAAGUCUGUGUGCACUGGGGGUUGACUCAAUGUUAGCCAUGACUCUGCAGAACAAGAUUUUCCAGGAAACAGGAAUAAAUGUACCUUUGGUAAUGAUACUGGACCCAAACAGUGUUCUUACCACUUUAGUAAAUGCUGUCUUGAACAGUGGAUGA